UUCUAGUCUUUGUGAAUGCACCCGUGAAACGACAAGUUUUUACUUUUUUUUUUACCGUUUUAUCAAUAACAAGUAUCAUGACACUCGGAUUUAAAGCGAUUUCUAGACUAGUCGUGCCCACUUUUGGAAAUUUAUUUUGUUUGACUCGAGCACAGCUAAGUACCAUCAAAAUGGCAGAUAAUAAUCCCGACUACAAAAGUGCGACAAGUAUUCAUGAGUUUACAGUGAAAAACAUAAAAGGUGAAGAUGUUAAACUCGAUGUGUACAAAGGUCAUGUAUGCAUCAUAGUUAACGUCGCUUCGCAGUGCGGCUUGACUGCGAAUAACUACAAACAACUGAAUGAGAUGUAUGACCACUAUGGUGAAAGCAAAGGUCUUCGCAUCUUGGCUUUCCCAUGCAAUCAGUUUGCUGGUCAAGAACCAGGCAACUCUGAAGACAUAGUAUGUUUUGCAAGAGACCGCAAAGUCAAAUUUGAUCUGUUUGAGAAGAUUGAUGUCAAUGGUGAUUCUGCGCAUCCACUGUGGAAGUUUUUAAAGCACAAGCAAGGAGGUACUCUGGGAAGUUUCAUCAAAUGGAAUUUCACAAAAUUCAUCAUUGACAAGAAUGGUAUCCCUGUUGAGCGACAUGGUCCUAAAACUGAUCCCUUGGAUUUGGUGAACUCACUUGAGAAAUAUUGGUGAAGAUAUUUUACUACAGAUGUCAAAUCAUAAAUAUUCCUAUCACAAGUAAUUAAUAAUUGUUAUUUCUUUUGAGUAUGUAGUUUUGUAUUGAAUUAUUGGUAAUGGUAUUUGUUUU
Molecule: messenger RNA, 795 nt
Organism: Maniola jurtina (meadow brown)
Lineage: Eukaryota; Metazoa; Arthropoda; Insecta; Lepidoptera; Nymphalidae
Gene: Gtpx
Product: probable phospholipid hydroperoxide glutathione peroxidase
Exons: 4
Coding region: 78-680 (200 amino acids)
Biological process (GO): response to oxidative stress
Molecular function (GO): glutathione peroxidase activity
Source: RefSeq, a predicted model, not a curated record